Messenger RNA from Striga hermonthica, 846 nucleotides. The record is from the annotation of a GenBank genome assembly. Lineage: Eukaryota; Viridiplantae; Streptophyta; Magnoliopsida; Lamiales; Orobanchaceae.
AUGGCGACCCAAAUUCAAGUAUCAUCAGCCGCCGGUGAUCUCGAUCCGGGCCUGCUGCAGCAAGCCGUUCAGCUGGUCCGAUCGUCUCCCGCGACGUGGCAAUCGGCCCUCUUCAGCAACGCCCUGAUCUUCGUACUGGGCUCUCCGAUUCUGGUCACGGGCUUGUCUCUGUCCGGCAUAGCUGCGGCUUUCUUGCUCGGGACUCUUACGUGGCGAGCUUUUGGGUCUUCUGGGUUUCUUCUUGUGGCCGCGUAUUUUGUCAUUGGAACGGCAGCUACUAAGGUGAAAAUGGCUCAAAAGGAAGCUCAAGGUGUUGCCGAGAAAAGAAAAGGAAGACGGGGCCCGGGUAGCGUGAUUGGGUCGAGUGCUGCGGGCUGUGCUUGUGCCUUUCUCUCUAUAUAUGGUGUUGGUGAUGUGGCAUUUGCUCGACUGUGGGAGCUCGGUUUUGUAGCUAGUUUCUGUACUAAGCUGAGUGACACUGUCUCGAGUGAGAUAGGAAAGGCAUAUGGAAAAACAACGUACCUCGUCACGUCAUUUAAGAUUGUGCCAAGGGGGACUGAAGGGGCCGUUAGCUUCGAGGGAACUUUUGCAGGAUUUUUAGCUUCAAUUCUUCUUGCUUUCAUUGGUUGUUUUAUGGGCCAGCAGAUAAAUGUACCUGAAGCUGUCAUAUGUGUGAUCGCUUCCCAGAUUGCGAAUCUUGGAGAAAGUAUCAUAGGAGCUGAGCUUCAGGAGAAAGAUGGAUUCCGAUGGCUUAACAACGAUGUAGUCAAUGUAAUCAACAUAUCCAUGGGCAGCAUUUUAGCUGUCUUGAUGCAGCAAUUAAUGCUACAAAGCUGGCUUAGAUAG